AUGCCAGCAACAGUGAAGAAAGGCGUGAAACACGAACAAAGCCAAGACAAGACGAGAACAGAAGAGCUAAGUAGUCGCCAAAAGCUCCCACAUUGCCUGACCCAUGAGACAACAAGUGCUUUUACCUACUGGAUUUCCAGGCCAAAGAUCGAUGGUCGAACAAAAUCAAUCACACAUCGUCCAUCCAUGAAGCCUAAGUGCGUUCCGAGCCCUCCCACGGCUGAUAUCAGGCGAGCGACGCGAGUAGUUGCCCAAGGCGAGCACCAACAGCUCCCCAACACCGGCACUACCGGCCCUGAGCUGUGCCCACACGCUCUCAACAUCCUUCCAGCGGUUUGGUUUGUCCCCGGCGUGGCUUCAUACGCACCCAGCAAGCCUGGAGAUGAAGUGAUGUUGGACUGGGACUAUCAGACCGACGAGACAAGUCAGAGAGAUGCACGCUCUUGCCAUCCCGCAUCGAUAGCCCUUCCGUUGAACCCGUUUCAAGCUCACUCGAGCCAAGUGGUACAGCGUCUCCUUGAGAUGCAAGAGACCGCCGCAUCCCCGCACAAGGAAAGCAUCGCAAGACAUCCAGAACCCUUGCGCAAGCUGCUAUCCUCCAGCAGCCCCUCCCCAUCUGAUCGAUCUCAAGAUGUCGUAAACAAGUUAUCGAGCUCGGGCUCAGAAGACUCGGCGUACGGAAGCGCUCUGUCGUCGGACGAGGGGGUGGGCGUGGGGACGGAGAGCCAGAGCGAUGCUGAGCCCCAGCAAUACGAGUACGACGACGGCAACAGCGAGCUCUUCGCCCAUGUCACCCUCAGACGAAAGCAUCAUGAGGACCUCCGCACCAGAGACAGCGUCAUGCUCGACAGCACGACCGUCACCAGCUACUUCCACAUGCGCCAGAGCGAGGCGGCGGCGGCGUUCGGGAUCUCGCUGACGGCCUUCAAGGCCGCAUGCAGGAAGCUCGGCAUCCAGAGGUGGCCGUACAUGCGACAGAAGGCGGCUGCUUCCGCCCAGACCGCCAAGACAGACCCAGACCAGGAGGCCGGCGGGGCGCGUGGGAGGAGGCGCGACCGGCGGGUCACGACGGGCCCAGGCGCUGGGGCGGAGCAGGAGCAGGCAGGCAGGGCUCGAUGGGACGGCAGCCUUGAGGACCUGAUGGAGGAGGCGCUGGAGCAUUGCACGCGGAAGGAAGAGGGGCAGUUUAUAGCAGAGGGCAAGUGA
Molecule: messenger RNA, 1206 nt
Organism: Guillardia theta CCMP2712
Lineage: Eukaryota; Cryptophyceae; Pyrenomonadales; Geminigeraceae
Exons: 1
Coding region: 1-1206 (401 amino acids)
Source: RefSeq, a predicted model, not a curated record